CAAAUAAUGGCAAGUUUUAACAUGGAAUACUACCUCCCAAUAAUAGUUAUGGUUUUGAUACAAUUUAUAUAUUCAGGUAUGACUCUUGGAACAAGAAUUGCCCUUGUUGAUGGUAUGAGCCCAAGGGUAUUUGUAGUCUACAGAUGUGCUUUUGCAACCAUUUUUCUUGCUCCUAUUGCUUAUUUUUCAUCAAGGAGAAACUCUACAUCUUAUUCCUUAAAUUUAAGGAGUUUUUUCUUGAUAUUCUUGACAGCACUAAUUGGCAUUACAAUAAAUCAAAAUUUAUAUUUUGAGGGUCUAUAUUUAUCUUCUUCUUCAAUUUCAAGCGCCAUGACAAAUCUUGUUCCGGCUGUCACACUUGUAAUAGGAGCCUUUACAAGAAUGGAGAAAAUGAAUAUUCGAAGUUUAAGAACUAUAGCCAAAGUAUUGGGGACAAUGAUAUGUGUAAGUGGAGCAAUAUGUAUUUCAUUGUUGAAGGGUCAAAAACUAUUAAACGCAGACAACUUACCACCAAAAUCAAUUUUAGAAAGUGAUGAGAAUUGGUUGCUUGGAUGUUUGUUUCUAUUUGGAGGUUGUGUUGCCUGGUCAAUUUGGCUCAUUUUACAGGUUCCAGCUUAUGCAAGCCAUCCUAAUUCCUUAUCACUUUCGACUUGGAUGUGUUUAAUGGCAACAUUACAAUCAUCACUAGUGACAUUAUUCAUGGAGCCAGACCUUAAUUCAUGGAAGAUUACUUCUCUACUUCAAUUUGGUUGUGUUUUAUAUUCAGGAAUCAUGGGAUCUGGAGUAACAUUUUAUCUUCAAGCAUGGUGCAUUUCUAGGAGAGGACCUUUCUUCUCUGCAAUGUUUAGUCCUCUCUUAACAUUGAUUGUAACUAUAUUGGCUACCUUGUGGCUUCAUGAGGAAAUAUACAUUGGAAGCUUGAUAGGUGCAAUUGGAGUGAUUAUUGGUUUGUAUGUUGUCCUUUGGGGUAAAGCUGAAGACUUGGUUGAUGUCAAAACUGAAAAUUAUGGAAAAAUAUAUUGUAAAACUGAUUUGGAAGAUCCUCUUUUACAUAACUAAAUAUACAUUACACUAUUGAUAUUCCUCUCUUAACUAUGAUUGCUCUUCUAAUAGGGAGUGCAUUAUUCAUAUUAUAUGAAUCAUUUUAGAUUACUUUUUGUUAGGAUAUUUGUUGACAAAACUAUGAUAAGGACUCCUAAAUAAAUUGAAAUAUAUGAUUAAUACAA
This is a messenger RNA of Vicia villosa (hairy vetch), 1226 nucleotides long. RefSeq names its product WAT1-related protein At4g30420-like. Gene Ontology annotation, molecular function: transmembrane transporter activity. The coding region runs from base 7 to 1059 and encodes 350 amino acids. Lineage: Eukaryota; Viridiplantae; Streptophyta; Magnoliopsida; Fabales; Fabaceae. The record is from RefSeq and is a predicted model, not a curated record. Gene Ontology annotation, cellular component: plasma membrane. The transcript has 7 exons.